Messenger RNA from Alligator sinensis (Chinese alligator), 2225 nucleotides. RefSeq names its product apurinic/apyrimidinic endodeoxyribonuclease 2 (gene APEX2). Lineage: Eukaryota; Metazoa; Chordata; Crocodylia; Alligatoridae. Gene Ontology annotation, cellular component: nucleus. Gene Ontology annotation, biological process: base-excision repair. Gene Ontology annotation, molecular function: DNA-(apurinic or apyrimidinic site) endonuclease activity; phosphoric diester hydrolase activity; double-stranded DNA 3'-5' DNA exonuclease activity. The transcript is spliced from 6 exons. The record is from RefSeq and is a predicted model, not a curated record. The coding region runs from base 519 to 1685 and encodes 388 amino acids.
AUUCCCCGCAACGAGCGGACGCUAGAAGGAGGGGCUGCUUGAGUAAACGGAGCAGACGGGACCGCGAGUGGUGUGUGAUUAUUCCGAGGGGACAGGGCUCGGGCGGGAGCCCGGCGUUCAAAAGGGACAGGCCUAGCUUCACGCGGGCUCUUCCGGUCCGGCGGGAGGGAAGUGACGUCGUGGGCCCGCUCGGCCGGCGGGGGGGCGGCUUGCUACCUGGAACGUUAACGGGCUACGCGCGGGCCCCGGGCCGGCCCAGAUUCUGGCAGCGCUGGACGCUCACGUGGUCUGCCUGCAGGAGACACGCCUGACCAGUACGUCCCGCGGAGCAAAGGGCGUAAAGAAGGCGGGGAGACCAACUGGACGAUUCCCUGACGCAGGUGGAGGGCUACACCUCUUACUUCAGCUGCUGCCGCACCCGCUUGGGUUACUCUGGGGUAGCAACAUUCUGUCGGGCGGAGGCCACACCUGAGGCAGCAGAGGAAGGGCUCUCAGGGCUGCUGGCUGCGCCGGGCGCCAUGGGCAGCUACGUGGACAGUGGCAGCUUCAGCCCUGAGGAACUGGCAGUGCUGGACAGCGAGGGACGUGCCUUGGUCACCCACCACCGCAUCCGGAUGCCAUGGGGGGCAGAGACUAUGCUGACGGUACUGAACGUCUACUGCCCCCACGUUGGCCCCCGGCAACCACUGCACCCUGUACCCCAGCACCGCUUCCUGCAGCUGCUGCGCAACCGUGCCCUCAGCCUGCUGCACCAUGGCAGCCACGUGGUGAUCAUGGGGGACCUGAACAUAGCGCAUCGGCCCAUUGACCACUGCCAGCCUGGAGACCCUGAAGCAUUUGCAGCCAACCCAGCACGGUGCUGGCUGGACGAGCUGCUGUCGGGAGAUGGGAGUGGGGGUCUCUUCGUGGACACCUUCCGGUUGCGGCACCCAGGGCAGCGCCAGGCCUUCAGCUGCUGGCGAGGGGGCACAGGGCUAGGGGUGCGGGCAGCCAAUCAGGGCACACGGCUGGACUACAUCCUGGCAGACCGCGUACUGGCACUGGGGGCACUGGCUGGUGCCUCCCUGCUGCCCUCAGUGCUGGGCUCCGACCACUGCCCAGUGUUGGCUCAGCUUGGUGGUGCAUUUGUGCCUGCCCCCCACCCCCCUGCCCUGGCUACCCGCCGCACCCAGCUGAGUCUCCGCCCCUUCUUGGCACCCCGGGGACCCCCUGCCCCACUUCCCGGCCCCAGUGGAGCCAGGAAGAGGCUAGCACCAACCCACCUGCCACAGAUGGGGGACCUGCGGAGGUACUUCAAGGUGAAGGGGCCAUCCCCGGAUGCACUGGGGGAGUGUGGAGAAAAGCUGUCCCCAUAUGCACUGGGGCAGAAACAGCAGGAGCCACUACACGAUGCAACAGUGCAGAGCCUGAAGGAGAUGGAAGUUGCGCAGACUGGGCUGGAGCAAAACAACCAGGAGCCAUGCCCUAGGAAAGCAUGGACAGGGAAUAGCCCAACAUGCCAAGGGGUCACGUGGACAAAUGACAACCCAGCAUUCACUGGGCCCGAGGGACCUGCGGAUAUACUUCAAGGUAGAGGGUGGGGCAACACAGGCAAGCACCCUCCCAAAAGACACUUGCCCUAUAGUGAUGGGGCCCACCCACAGUGCCAUGGGGCACAGCCUAUCCCCAGAGGCACUGGAGCAUAGUGCCUUGGUGAUGGGUAGUACCCAUGGGCCCCUGGGUCAGGUACCCUGCCAUGCUGCACCAGCCCAGACACAGGCUUGGGCCCCACCUACAGGCCCCACUCUGACUGCCCUGGACACUUGGGUUCUGUGGGAGGGGAGGGUCAGCUAGUGGGAGUGGGGCAUUAGUUGUCUGGACUCCUGGGCCACAGCUGGUUGAAAGUGUAACAACCUGGCCCAUCCCCCCCCUAGUUUAUUUUGCUCUCUUUUAACCCCAAACUGGCCUCUAUUUUUGAUAAAUAAAGAUAUGAAAAGACCUGGUGUGGGACUUAAACCUCCACAAGGCUGUGACACUUGGGUUCUCUCUCCAGACUCUGUGGGGGGUGGGGGAUGAGGUAGGCUGUCCCCCUGGCCCCCAGCUUCUUCUUGUGGCUCAGCCCCAAUAAGAGCCUGGUUGAAUCAGUGGUCUCCCCUGCAGCCAGGGUUCUUUCCCAGCCCACGGGCUGGGGGUGGGACGGACUGUUCCUUCCUAGAUACCACUGGGUUCUCUCCUGGCUCUGACGG